Molecule: messenger RNA, 450 nt
Organism: Trypanosoma theileri
Lineage: Eukaryota; Euglenozoa; Kinetoplastea; Trypanosomatida; Trypanosomatidae
Exons: 1
Coding region: 1-450 (149 amino acids)
Source: RefSeq, a predicted model, not a curated record
AUGAAGACUGGGAUGCCCCAAUUCAGUAGUCUCGCAGUCACGUACAUGGGUGGGGAUGCAAUGUACAGUGUCAACUAUGAGCCGGACCCUACCAAAAGGUGUAAAGGAGGGACUGGUGGUGCUUCAAUUAAUUGUGUGUACCAAUGGAACAACGGACUUUUUUCAAGCGGGGAAUCAAUCGGCAGAGGUGUUCCAUUUUACCGUGGCUCGUAUUAUAAUAUUCCCGGUUCAGGACCAAUGAAUGGGUACACACCGUUCUGGCCUACUAACUACCCUGCACAUGGUAUGCCCUAUCUGCUUUCUCGGUACUUCACGGCUGAAGGGUUACGAGCAACAUGGUAUGAUGGUCCAGAAGAUCCAACUGGGAAUUCCGAUGUAUCUCCUCNUGAAGGUGAAAGAACAACUCUAAUACCAGAAUUCGUUUCUUUUUUUAAGCAUGUGUAUAUCUAA